GAUUGUCUUCGCCAUCUUCAAUGUGUGAAACCCCGUUCCCACGUGAAUAAUAUCUACAGGCGGUUUCUAAGACACAAACGCUAGGUUGGCCAGAUGAUCGGUGCUGUCUUUCUUUGGGUAGCAGACUGGAAAGGCCGACAACUACCCAUCUUUCUCGGCUGCUUUGGUGUCUGUAUCGCGACUAUUCCGACAGCCAGUGGGCGGUUCUUGUUAUCAUUUUUUGCUAUCAUUGCUUGUACCGCUGCGCCGCUAUACAUUAUCGACCUUGCGCCGCCCCAGUACCGCGCGACGGUUGCGGGCAUGUAUAACACAUUCUCCUACGUGGACUCCAUAAUUGCCACAUCCUCCGUUUAUGGAAAUCAUAAACACCUCGCGCACCUGGGGAACAGCGAUUGGCGCGUGCCUUUAUGGAUUCAAAUGCUUUGCCCUAGAGUUCAACUAAUCAGGUUGAUGGGGAAAGAACGCGACGAUAAGGCAAGGGCCAUAUUGGCCAAAUACCACGCAAACGGUGAUUUUAACCACCCAUUGGUUAAACUUGAAAUGGAUGAAAUGGCCGAGUCUUUGAGCAAGGAAGACAUGUUGACCUGGCGAAACUUUUUUGAUAUCCGAGUACUAUUCAAAUCCCGUUCUCGUCGGUAUAGGAUGAUGCUCAAUGUCUCAUUUUCGUGGUUUGGGCCAUUCUCCGGUAGCGACGUCGCAUCGUACUACCUUCCCUACCUCCUUGAGAACGUUAGAGUGACCGAUACCGACGCCAAGCUCCUCCUCAAUAUCGUCUACGCCAUUACGGGAUGGAUCCCCGCAAUGGUUGGGGCACGCUGCCACGAUAUAAUUGGACGUUGCAAAAUGUUCCUUGGCUGUACAGCGGGCAUGGCAGUUUGCCUUGCGAUUGUUGCGGGGACGCACACUGGAAGAGCUGGACGAAGUCUUUGA
Molecule: messenger RNA, 930 nt
Organism: Blastomyces dermatitidis ER-3
Lineage: Eukaryota; Fungi; Ascomycota; Eurotiomycetes; Onygenales; Ajellomycetaceae
Product: lactose permease
Exons: 4
Coding region: 94-930 (278 amino acids)
Biological process (GO): transmembrane transport; carbohydrate transport
Cellular component (GO): membrane
Molecular function (GO): carbohydrate:proton symporter activity
Source: RefSeq, a predicted model, not a curated record